UUUUACCAUUCACAGUUGAGGUUUCAUUGAUGACCUGAUCAACUUAUUUUACGUUAGUUUACGAAUUCAACAUUCAUGAUGGAUAUUUCGGUGGAGGUGGUGAAGAAAACCAAGCGACACACUCGCGAAGAGCUCGAAGAGCUUUCCAAAGAGCAACUUAUGGACAGAAUAAUUCAGCUUGAAUCCCAGAAUUUUCAACUGAAAAACAUCAUUCAGAAAGCCACUGGAACCAAGUCCGACCAACCGCGAAGUGGCAACAAGAAUCAAAGGAAGUUUGAUUUCUCAAAAUGUCACAAACGACACAUUUUGCUGAGGGUUUUCUAUUUGGGAUGGGAUUUCCAAGGAUAUGCUACCCAAGAGGACUCGGCCAACACAAUUGAACACCACCUCUUCAACGCCCUCACCCGGGUCUGCCUCAUCGAGAACCGCGAGUCUUCCAACUACCACCGCUGCGGUCGCACCGAUAAGGGCGUCAGUGCAUUCCACCAGGUCGUCAGCCUGGACGUUCGCUCCAAGUUCCCUCCGGAAAGCCAACUCUCACCUGAGUCCCUUCAAAACGAGCUCAACUACUGCCAGCUGCUGAAUCGUGUUCUUCCGGCGGAAAUCCGUUGCGUGGCCUGGAUGCCAACGGCGAAUCCAAACUACAGCGCCCGUUUCGACUGCCGUUCCAGGACGUACCGGUACUUUUUCCCGCGGGGAAGCCUCGACGUGGACGCAAUGCGGAAGGGGUGUGAGUUUUUGGUGGGCUCGCACGAUUUCCGCAAUUUGUGCAAAAUGGACGUCGGGAACGGGGUGGUGACGUUUCAGAGGAACGUUCAUUACGCGGUCAUUCGGGAUUCUCUGAAGGACGGUGGCGAUUCUUCGUACGACAUGCUGUACUUUGAGCUGCGAGGAAAGGCAUUUCUGUGGCAUCAGGUGCGCUGCAUAAUGGCGAUUCUGAUCUUGGUUGGGCAAGGUCGGGAGGAUCCAACGGUGAUACGGGAGCUGCUGGAUGUGGAGAAGAACCCUCGGAAGCCGCAGUACAGCUUGGCAAACGAUGUGCCGCUGAAUUUGUACGAGUGUUUGUACAAGAGCAAGGGAUCGUUCGACCCGAAGGUGUUUGACAAGAAUGGGCCGGUUCCGGAGGAGGAUCAGGACGAGGACGAGGGUGAAUCUGACUUACGGGAAUGGGUGUAUGAGGAAGAGAGUCUGACGAGGACAAUUGAGGAGCUGCAAGCGUUGUGGGCUUCCAAUAGCAUAAGAUCCACGAUGUGCCGCGAAAUGCUCAAAUCCCUGCAAGACAUCUACGCCGAACAGUUUCCCACCCAACCGAAGCCGAUCGCCCAAGCGUCCAUCCUUCUGCAGGGCGUCCAAUCGCGCGAGUAUCAACCGUUGAUGAGCCGUAAAAUGUGUGAAACCCUUGAGAACCGAAUCGAACAUUACGCCAAGAAGCGACGCAUCCAGGUUAGCGUCAAGGAGGUGGGCGGGGAAGAUGGCAACAAGGAGGAUUGAUCUAUUUAUUUUGUACGGUUUCGUACUGAAUACACAAGUGGCCGCUUAAAGCAAGGGUAAUUAAUAUUCUUAGCACAGGGACUUGGGACUGAAAGAAAACAUCAACCUGAAGUGAAAUCUUUUUCUCUGUUUAUUGCAACG
Molecule: messenger RNA, 1632 nt
Organism: Culex pipiens pallens (northern house mosquito)
Lineage: Eukaryota; Metazoa; Arthropoda; Insecta; Diptera; Culicidae
Product: tRNA pseudouridine(38/39) synthase-like
Exons: 6
Coding region: 76-1491 (471 amino acids)
Biological process (GO): mRNA pseudouridine synthesis; tRNA pseudouridine synthesis
Cellular component (GO): nucleus; cytoplasm
Molecular function (GO): pseudouridine synthase activity; RNA binding
Source: RefSeq, a predicted model, not a curated record